UUACAUUCAAGUUUUACUAAUAUUUCAGUUUUAUUUUUUUCUUGGGAUUCUUUUAUUUUUCUUUUCCAUCAAGAUGUCAAAAUUGUAUGGAAGGAAUUUCAAGAAUAUAAUAGAUUACUAUCUUUCUCCAUCUCUUGUUUGAUUAGGACUUCCCAUGUUUCAAAGUAUAAUUACAGGUCAGUUGGUGACAUAUUCCUUGCCAAUAAUCUUGAAUGUAGAGUUGCCAAUAAUCUUGAAGGAAACCAAGCGCAGGACAUCCUAUGCUGAAAAAGAAAAUAACCCAUGUCAUCUUUAUGAAGUUUUAUGUACUGUUUGCAGAGAAGAUAUGGGAUCAGAAGUUGGUGCAAUGUUACCCAUUUACGCUACGAAAAUAAAUUCGCAUCUUCAGCAAAUUGAUGAACAAUGUCUGAUUUGCUCCAAAUCUGUGAACUGCCGCUGUGAACAUACAUGCUACAUAUUAGCUCACCAAUGAAUUUAAAUGACGUUUACCUGAAAAAUACAUAUAAAUAAUUUUACCCUGUUCAGUUAUUUUCAUUUUAAAA
Messenger RNA from Capsicum annuum, 542 nucleotides. RefSeq lists its product as uncharacterized. The transcript is spliced from 3 exons. The coding region runs from base 155 to 472 and encodes 105 amino acids. Lineage: Eukaryota; Viridiplantae; Streptophyta; Magnoliopsida; Solanales; Solanaceae. The record is from RefSeq and is a predicted model, not a curated record.